GAAACGACCGCGUUUAGUACCGACCACGAUUCCGUCACGACCGCACGUCGACUCGUGCAAGCAAUGCCGCGUCCCAGACGCGAUAUGGAUCGUAAGAAAAUGUUCCACGAAAAACUAGAUUUGGACCUCAUACGAUUAGUGAAAGCCAAUGAGGUGUUGUAUGACUUCAAUCAUCCGAAAUAUAUGGAUUUCAACGCGAGGGAAGUGGCGUGGCAGAUGAUCGGGGACGAGUUGAAACGACCGGCUGCUGAUUGCAAAUUACGUUGGAUAAACAUCCGCGAUGUAAACAGGAGGAUAUUGAGAAAGAAAUUAAUCACACCGCAAAACCGGGGUCGUUUAUACAAAUACGAGAAUGAGCUGACAUUCAUGAGGCCCUUCUACAGAGACGUCAACAUACAAAGCUGCGAGUUCGAAUCCGACGACAAAAGUGAACAAAACUGGAACGAUGACAAUGAUAAUGGUAUAGAUGAUACAGCCAUGAUGGAUGAAAAUAAUGACAGCGAUGAGAUGGAAAAACCUGUCAAAAAGGAAGUGAGAACUAAAAAGAAAUGUUCUAAAAGAAAGAAAAAACGAACUUAUGAAGAGGAAGAUGAUGAUGAUGAAGAAGAUGAAUUGCCGAUCGCAGCGAGUAUAAACGAAACAACUGCUACUACAACUGAAGGUUUUGACCCUGCUGAUCCUGUAGACGCGUUUUUAAUCAGCAUCGGAGCGACUCUGAAGACGUUUACACCAUAUCACCUGAAUUUGGCUAAAAGUAAAAUAUUUGCAGUAGUGCAGGAACAUGAUUUACAACAAAUUGUACAGAAAACGAAUGACGUUAGUGUGAAACAGCCGGAGACAUUAUAUCUUUCGUAAAAUAUAAAUUGUUUUUGUAUUUAAUCUUAACUGCGCUACGUUAAGUAUUAAUAACUGGCAUUUUAGACUAGGGAAUGGCUAUUUUAAAAUACCGGGAUCUCAUACACGCUAUCCGUAUAAUACAACUAAAGGAAGACCAUUGGUAC
This is a messenger RNA of Amyelois transitella, 1001 nucleotides long. RefSeq lists its product as uncharacterized. Gene Ontology annotation, biological process: regulation of transcription by RNA polymerase II. Bases 64 to 855 code for a protein of 263 amino acids. NCBI's taxonomy places the organism in Eukaryota, Metazoa, Arthropoda, Insecta, Lepidoptera, Pyralidae. The transcript has 2 exons. Gene Ontology annotation, cellular component: nucleus; transcription regulator complex. The record is from RefSeq and is a predicted model, not a curated record.